AUGGAUGCCAAGAAUGUCGAUACAACCGUGGCGGUGGCCGAAAAUCAGAACAAGGCAACAGUUAAUGCCCUUUACAAGGCAGUAGCAACAGGCGAUGCCACCACGGUUGCCGGAGUUGUUACUAGUGACCUAGAAUGGUGGUUCCACGGCCCACAAAACUGUCACCAUAUGAUGAAAAUGCUGACCGGAAUAUCGUCUCCAUCGGCAUUCAAGUUUGAGCCUCGUAGCAUUGAUGCCAUCGAUGACUGUGUAAUUGUGGAAGGGUGGGAAGGAGCCCAGGUUUACUGGGUGCAUGUUUGGUCUUUAAAAGAUGGCUUAAUUACUCAGUUUAGAGAAUACUUCAAUACUUGGCUGACUGUCACAGAUUUUAGAAGCUGUUUGAGUUCAAUUUUGUUGUGGGAGAGCCACCCUAAAGCCGUCGGCAAACGGUCAUUGCCGGAGCUUAUGCUUGCCAUUUGA
Messenger RNA from Fraxinus pennsylvanica, 459 nucleotides. The record is from the annotation of a GenBank genome assembly. NCBI's taxonomy places the organism in Eukaryota, Viridiplantae, Streptophyta, Magnoliopsida, Lamiales, Oleaceae.